Molecule: messenger RNA, 1188 nt
Organism: Symbiodinium natans
Lineage: Eukaryota; Dinophyceae; Suessiales; Symbiodiniaceae
Source: the annotation of a GenBank genome assembly
AUGGAGGAACUGCAGAAGGCAGCCGACAAUUUAUCUGCCAACUUCGAUCGCAGCAGGAACAAACAAGCAACUCUGGCACAGAUGCCCAAGACAAUCAGCAAAGUGCAUCAGGAACGACUGGCUUCCAGAGAACAUCUACAAGCCGUGGUGCACAUGACGAAUUUGUUGUCUGUGGAAUUGGUGAGGCCACAUGUUGGUUUGAAAGGUGCCGAUCCCUCGAACAAGCUCGCCCGCCUGACUUACGGAAAGUACUCUUUCUUGUGCCACACUGAAACGGGACGAGCAGAGUGGGAGCAGAUCUCGACGGACAUCAUGCGCUUAGUCUUGCAGGCAGACCAAGGCGGUCCCCUUUACGCUGCCUACCAAUUCCUUGCUGGCAAGGGAUAUCCUGUCGCCUUCUCUCGCGAUGAGGUGAUGUCAGGUGCUGACAGGCUGGUUAAUGAAAGCCCGCCGGAGUCCGUGGCGGACAGGCCGGACAGGAACGGGUUCAAAGUGGAAGAGGACGCCUCUCUGAACUUCGACCGCGUCGUUGCUGUUCUACACAAAGUGUGCAAGAAGAUUGGAGAAGGAGGGGAAGACUACGAGAAGGUGGUGGACCUCUGCAUGAAGGCUCGAAGCUCAUCGACUUUUCAGUUCCUUGAGUCACAUUUGCAAGCCAUGGUGCGACAUGGUUCUUUGGCUCGUGCCAUGCCUGCAAUCUGCCCAGUAGUUAGUUGCAGUCUCGCACAUUGUUCAUACUUGAAUGUGAGUUUCUCGCAUAUCGCCAAGCAAAGCAACAAAGCCACGAACUUCGCUGUGCACGAGCACACUCUCUUCUGCAACAGCCCCAAGUAUGCAGCCGUCGUGAACAACGUGCUGGUUGACGCUUUCAGCGUUGAGAGCAUGUCUCGACUGGAUAUGGCUGUCGAUUUGCGUCUGGAAGAUAUCAACGGCACCCAGGAAGAGAAGAAACUCAAGCGUCACCUCGCCAUAUGUGCCAUCAAGCGCUCCGACGAGUAUCAGCUGGUAUCCUCUGUCCUGAAGUCGAAAAAUUUGGGCUUCCAGGACGUGGAGGGCAUAGAGUCUCCGCCAGUUACACCGAAGAUACCGCAGGCCAAGUUCAGCAAGAGAAAGUGGGAAGCAAUGGUGUAUCACUUCAGGCGCAAGAUUCGUGUCUACUACGCGCUGACCCAAGGAAGUAGCUUGUAA